Messenger RNA from Canis lupus familiaris (dog), 3054 nucleotides. RefSeq names its product tigger transposable element-derived protein 1-like (gene MARND2). NCBI's taxonomy places the organism in Eukaryota, Metazoa, Chordata, Mammalia, Carnivora, Canidae. Gene Ontology annotation, cellular component: nucleus. The record is from RefSeq and is a predicted model, not a curated record. The transcript is spliced from 2 exons. Bases 1620 to 2642 code for a protein of 340 amino acids. Gene Ontology annotation, molecular function: DNA binding.
CGCUGCGCGCGGCCUCUUCCGGCCUCGCCUGCCCCCCGGUAGACGGUAGACGCGCGGGAUGGCGGAGGCCGCGAUGGUUCUUGCCCUCGGACACCGCUCCCCGGCCCCACGCGCAGACUCCUCCCCCCCAGCACCUGAUCCUGCCCUCAGGCGCCGCGCACCCGGCCCCACGCCCGUGCAGACUCGGCCUCGGCCUCGGCCUCGGCCUCGCCCACGCGGACGCCGCCCUGCCCGGAAGGUCCCAGGAGAGCUCGGCCUCCGCGGUGAGCAACCCCAAAGGGGCUGGCGGGAACCCCGUGUUUCUUCAGUUCUUCCCUGCCACCAGCUAGAGAGUGGAACGAGGCAGUGUCCAGUGACGAGGAUUUAAAAUAACUGGCAGCGUAAAUCUCGCUUGUUGGGGUCGAGGUGCAAAUGUUCUCCUUCCCCGAAUUCAUACCAUGUGCUUCACUAAUGAUCAACUGUUAGAGCCAGUGAAUGGCUAAACCAAAGCUGCUUCCUACUCCAUCUGGUCUCUCCAUAAAAGAAUUUUGAGAAAGUAUGUACCAAAUAUGCAGUGAAAAUCUUUCAUAAUUUUAAAUGGUUUGCAAAGUUUUAAUUUCUGAUUUCCUGAUGACAUUUUGAAACUGUUAAACAUCCUUUAAAAAAAAGUCUGAUAGACUCCAAAAGCAAUAGAAAUACAAUACCCAUCCUCAAUCUUAAAAAAUUAUGAACAAGCUCUUGUUUAAAAGUCAGAAAUUUGGGCAGCCCAGGUGGCUCAGCGGUUUAGCGCCACCUUCAGCCCAGGGUGUGAUCCUGGAGACCCAGGAUGGAGUCCCAUAUCGGGCUCCCUGCAUGGAGCCUGCUUCUCCCUCUGCCUGUGUCUCUGCCUCCCUCCCUCUCUCUCUCUCUCUCUCUCUCUCUCUCUCUCUAUGUCUCUCAUGAAUAAAUAAAUAAAAUCUUUAAAAAAAAAAAAGUCAAAUUUUACAUUCUCUUCUCCUUCAACUCCUUUCCAUUCCACUUCCCCCAACAAAGUCGUAUUCUAAAUACAUUUUUAAACAAAUUUUACUGAUCACACUUUUUUUGCAAGAGUCCCAUACAAAUACAGUCCAUCCUCAUUCAUGGAUUCUGUGCAAAUUCACUCAUUCGAUAAAAUUUGUUUGUAACCCCUAUUCAGUAUUUGUGGCUCUUUCUCAUUUAUAGACACAUACAGAGCAGUAAAAUUUUGAACGCCCUUUAUGCACAAAUUCCUAGCUCUGUGUGCAUAAUAAGGUUAUGCUCUGCCAUCUUGUUUCAGCUGGUAACAUGAGCAGAUAUCCUUUUUGCAGUCUACUGGCACCACAUUUUUCACAUUUUCGUGCUUUUUGCUGGUGGUUUUGCUGAUUUAAAUGGCCCCCCAGCAUAGUGCUAAAGCACUAGGUAAUGCUCCCAAACGCAAGAAGGCUGUAACGUGCCUUACAGAGAAAAUACAUGUGUUAGAUAAGUUUCAUUCAGGCCUGAGUCAUAGUGCUGUUGGCCAUGAAUUCAAUGUUAAUGAAUCAACAAUACGGUACAUCCAGAAAAAGGAAGAGGACAUUUGCAGAUCUGUGCGUUAGGCCGCUCCCGAAAGUGCUAAAGUGACCUCUAUAGUGCGUGACGCAGCUAUGGAAAAGAUGGAAAAGCAGCUAAACUUAUGGAUUCAAGAGAUGUCAACCAAUAAAAAGAGCAUAGUAGACAGUGUUGUUGUGAGGCUGAAAGCCAAGGAAAUUUACAGACAUGUUACCCAGAGUCAGGAAAAGGUUAAACCCUUCUCUGCUAGUGCAGGCUGGCUUGCACAUUUCAAAAGGCCAUACCACAUGAAAAAUGUUCAUACCGAUGAAAAAUUUGCAGGCAAGGCAGGUCCUGCAGAUCAGGAAGCUGCAGAAGAAUUUAAAAAGUAUCUGCUAAGCAUUGUACAUGAAAAGGGUUAUAUGGAAGAGCAAGUUUUCAAUGCUGAUGAGACAGGUUUGUUUUAUAAGAAUGUUGGCAGACAAACCUAUAUAAUGCAAAUGGCCUCCAAGGCUCCUGGCUAUGAAUCAUUCAAAGACCGUGCAGCCUUGCUACUGUGUGUCAAUGCCAAGGGUGAUUUUAAGUGUAAACCCCUAAUGGUACACAGAGCACAAAACCCACGAGCACUUAGAGGCAAAAAUCUGAACUGCAUGCCAGUCCACAGGAGAUGGAACAAAAAAGCACGGAUGGCCUCCGAAAUAUUCUGGGAUUGGUUCCACAACUGCUCUAUCCCAGAAGCUGAACGCUAUCUCCAUAGCAAAAACCUUGCCUUCAGGAUUUUAUUAAUUUUGGAUAAUGCCCCAGUUCAUUGCCAUGAAGAACUUGAAAAUGCCCACCCUGACACAGAAGUUCUCUUCAUGCCCCCAAACACUGCCUCUCUCAUCCAACCCCUCAGUCAGGGCAUAAUAAAAGCUUUCAAUGCAUAUUAUACCAGGGAGCUUUACAGCAAGGCUUUUGAGGCUCUUGACACCAAUGAGGAAACUACCAUGAUGGGCUACUGGAAAUCCAUCAGUAUAUGCAAUGUCAUAGAUUAUAUCAACACAGCCUGGGACAGCAUCAAGCAGACCACCAUUAAUAACUGCUGGAAAUGUUUGGCCAAACUGCGUGAAAAUUUUUUAAGGUGUUACAGAAAAUAUUAAGAACAGUGUCAAAAACAUAAUGCAUAUUGCACAGCAAAUAAGUGGAGAAGGCUUCAGAGACAUGAGGGAAGGAGAUGUGGAGGAAAUUUUGGCAGAAAUGGCAGUAGAACCCACCAAAAAAGACCUGGACGAGAUGGCAAAGCAUGGCACUGGAGUCAGUGAUGAUGAUGAUGGCGAUGAAAGUCAGCCUAAGACUCCAAGAAUUGUCCCUCUCACAGCAGCCAAAAUAUCAGAAUGGAAUUCUGCCCUUGAAAAAAUUUUCAGGGAUUCCCUGGGUGGCUCAGCGGUUUAGAGCCUGCCUUUGGCCCGGGGCAUGAUCCUGGAGACCAGGGAUCGAGUCCCACAUCAGGCUCCCUGCAUGCAGCCUGUUUCUCCCUCUGCCUGUGUGUGUGUGUGUGUGUGUGUGUGUGUG